ACUAUUGACGCCCUGAAAGUAAUCAGAUAUUCACACAUAAAAUAAAUUCAAAUAAAAUCUGUAUAUUUUGUACGCUCACAAUGAACAUGAGGGGAAUGGCCAAGCGUUCUAUUUGGCUGCAAUGUCUUCGGGAAAAUGCCACCAAUAUGCGCCUGGAGCACGAGGAUCUGGGACGUCGCAUUGCUGUUUCUUUGGCCAGUUCCCAGAAAGCUCUAGUUGAUAUCGAAAACUUGAAUCAAGAGCUGUUAAAAAUGAAGGACACAAUCCAUAAUGCCAUUUCCAAUGUUAUGGGCUACGAAAAGAAGUGUUGUGAAUUGCUCCUGGAAAUUUUGAUUAAAAUAGUUGAGAACAACGACCUGGAUGCCGAACUAAAUCCCAAAAUGAUCUCCAAGGCGUUUCUCGACUUGGAUCCGAGUUCCGACGAGACAGAAGUUCUGAAUGACCGUAGUCUUGCAGCGUCUGAUUUUAAUCAGCAAUAUCCAAAAGAUGUGCCGGAUUCUAUUGAUAUAAACAUAACAGAAGACCAGUAACCAUUUUAAAUAGGAUCCAAGACCGCACCAAUUCGAUUACUAACGUCUUAAUUUAAUGCGUUGUCAAUUCCACCUCACACAUUUAAAAGGAAUAAUAAGGUGGUCAGGGCUACAAAUGUUUUAUAUUUUUUAUCGAUUCAAUUAAAUUUGCAUGGUGAAAUGAC
Messenger RNA from Drosophila melanogaster (fruit fly), 694 nucleotides. RefSeq lists its product as uncharacterized. The coding region runs from base 81 to 530 and encodes 149 amino acids. The transcript has a single exon. NCBI's taxonomy places the organism in Eukaryota, Metazoa, Arthropoda, Insecta, Diptera, Drosophilidae. The record is from RefSeq and is marked reviewed.